GCUGAUACCACUCGCCCGGCCGCGCCGCCAGUUUGCCUCGCCGCUACUCGUGGCUGCCUGGCUGCCUGGCUGCCUGUGUGCGCGCUCCGCAGUGACGCAACUCUUGCUCCGCACGCCCGCGCGCGCCAGACAACACCAGGCACCGAGGCGACGACUCUUCUGCUCCCCCUCCACGCCAAGCGCCUGCCACGUGCUCUCGUUGGUGCAGCCGAGGAGGAGGAAGACCUCGCCUGCAGACAGCCGACCGUCGCUGUAGCGGGGCCUCGCCGGCAGAUGGCGACCUCGGUCGCCUCGCCGGACGGAUGCUGGAGGUGAGGGCGCCAUGGCCUCGCCCUCCAUGGUGCACCGCGCGGGCGACGGCCUGGUCGUGCGCAGCGUCGUGAGCGGCGAACCGCUGUACGGCGGUGGGGCGGAGCCCCCGGAGCCCGACCCGGAGCCCUUGGAGCCGGACCCGGACCUGCCCCAGUGCAAGAUCAAGCGCAACUACUCGUGCCCCAGCUGCGCCUUCUACUCGCAGAACCCGCGCUCCUACCUCUACCACCUGAAGGAGGUGCACCGCCAGAAGAUCCGCGUCUACGAGUGCCCCGACUGCCUGUACGCGUCCAAGCACAGCCAGAAGCUGCAGCGCCACGUGCACAUGGUGCACGUGGUGGGCAGGGCGCGCUUCCGCAAGAGGAAGCCGCAACCGCCGCCGCCGCCGCCGCCGCCGCCGCCGCCGCCGCCGCCGCCGCCGGCCGCCGCCGCCCAGGAGUUCCCCUGCUCGGCCUGCAGCUUCUCCAGCCGCAGCCGCACGCUGGUGGCUCGCCACGAGCGCGUCGCGCACCUCAAGAAGAAGUUCUACCGCUGCGGCAAGUGCAGCUACGUGACGCACAUGAAGGCGCGCUACACCAAGCACGUCAAGUACCACUCGAUGCCGAUGAUCAAGUGCGACCUGUGCGACUUCCGCACGCCCUACAAGUGGAACCUGGACCGCCACAGCAAGAACCACAUGGGCGACGGCGCGUUCCGCUGCUCGCUGUGCAACUUCGCGGCGGACAUCAAGCAGAGCCUGACGGUGCACGAGAUGAACCACCACGUGCCGCCGGCGGGGGCGGCGCCGGGGGCGGGGGCGGGGGCGGGCCGGCGCCGCAACAAGGUGGGCGCCAGCGACUCGGCGCCGCCGCAGCUCAUCGACGCCCGAGAGCUGGAGCUGCUGCGGCUGGAGCGCGAGGACAGCGGCGACGCCUGCCAGGUUUCUAAUAGUGAAUCAGACACCAUGAUAGGCUCAGAAAACAACAUCAGUGAUGGUGAUGUAGGAAAAAACAGUGAAAAGGAGUGUGCCAAGAACAUAAUGAACUCAGUUUUAGGAGCGGUAGGUAACCGGCGAGUUAAACUUGCCAUGAAGAAAUACAGACAGUUAACCUCUCAGGAGCAAAACGAACGCCACAAUUUCCAAUCGGAUUUCAUACACCCGGACGACAUAAUUCACCACAAGAACGGCAAUGUGUACAUCAAGAACCUGAAGUGCAAGUUGUGCAGCUUCAAGGCGGCGUGGGAAGGAGAGAUGGCCAGACACGAGCUGAAGGUUCACGGCGUCAAAAGACAGGGCGUGCCGAAGCCAGCCGCGAAGAAAGCUCCGAGACCCGUCCCCAACCUCAUACCCAUCCAGAACAAGACGUCGCCACCGCGCAACUGCGCCUCGCCGACCCUGCCCAUCUUGAGAGUGCCGACGGUCAAAGGACGGUCGAACUCGUCCAGCCGCAGAGGAAGCGACACGGAAGCGCCGGAGAGUUGCAUGAGCGAAAGGGACCUCAACGAAAUAUGUGCGAAAUCGUGCCCCACCAGUUCUUUGAAGGACUUUGCAUCCCUCAUGGGUGGCGAGGACGCCUUCAAAACCGCGGACGACGAGACCGUUUCGAAACGGUCGGGGGUCCCGAGUGCGUCGAAGGUGGACGUCGAGCUCGGCAGCGAAGCGCCGCCGAAGGAGAGCUGUGGCUCGCCGGCGUGCGAAGCGUCCGUCUUCAAGAAGAAGAACGCGUCGUUCUUCGACAAGCUGAAGGAGAAGCUGGUGGCGGCGGAGACGUGCAACCUGGUGUGCUCGCGGUGCGGCCACGAGUCCAAGUGCCUCUCGGAGCUGGUGCGUCACCAGCAGUCGCACGGCGAGCAGGACUCGGGCCCGGGGCCGGACGCAGCCGACGGGACGAGCAGCGUCCCGGUCGCCAGCGGGGCGGAGCUCUCGUCCACCCGGUGCCGCCACUGCCGGCAGCGCUGCAAGACGAGCUCGGCCCUCGUGGUCCACCUGCAGUCGUGUGCGGAGGCGAGCAAGAAGAAGCUCCAGGACAGGCUGCUGCGGGAGCAGAGCGCCAUCUUCGAGGACGAGGAGGAAGUCGGCGACGUGGAGAUAAAGCAGGAGGCGGAGGACCCGGAGGAGUCCCGGGGUCCGCACCCGAUGGAGAACAAGGUGUUCGUGUGGAACAGCUUCCCGCAGUCGCGGGAGGCCUGCAGCAAUGCCGACGACGAGAGUCGCAACGCCUCCGGCCGCAGCAAGUCCCCGGUCAGCGACGGCAGUCUGGUCGGCGUGGAGACCGCCCCGGGCUACGGGGCUGUCACCAGGAAGAUAACCAGGCAGGUCGUCUCGAAACCUGUUCUGAAGGACUCUGGGAAAGCAGCAGUCGCUGUCAAGAAGGUGUUCAAGUGCCCGCACUGCCUGUUCUGGGCCUCAACGGCGUCCAGGUUCCACGUGCACAUCGUGGGCCACCUGAACAGGAAGCCGUUCGAGUGCUCGCAGUGCGCGUACCGCUCGAACUGGCGCUGGGACAUCACCAAGCACAUCCGGCUGAAGUCGGCGCGGGACGCCGGGCAUGGGCGGGCGCGCGUGCUCAUGACGGACGAGACAGGCCGUCGCAACUACUCCAAGUACAACAAGCACCUGACUGUCAUGAGGGUGCAGGGGUCGGGGGCGGAGAGCAGCGGCCGGCGCUCCCGGGAGUCUGCCCCCGCCGGGCUGCGCCCCCCGCCCCCCCUCAGGGCCGCCCGCACCCUGUUCCCCUCGCAGCCCGGCUCCGAGAGCAAGAGAACACUCUGGAAGUGCAAGAAGUGCAACUACAGGGACGUGAGUCGCGAGCUGGUGUUGGCGCACGUGAAGCAGCACUACCAACAGCGGUCGCAGGCGGCCAACAGCGACUCCUCAGAGGCAAGUGUCGGGCGGGGCCAGGCACCUUUCCGGUGCGGCCACUGCCACCAGGUAUCAAACUGGAAGCAUGUCAUUCAGCGCCACUGCCGCCUGAAGCACAGCGGGGACGUGCGCGUGCUGCUGGGACGGAGGGCCGGCACGGCGGAGGGGGAGGACCCGUGCUCGGCGUCGGAGCACGGCGGCGACCUGCACAGGCAGCUUCAGCACUUCCAAGCACAGUCUGGAAGCUGCGAGAAGUGCCCUUUCGUGGCCAACUCUGUGGACGAACUGACGUCUCACAUGGAGCAACACAUGUCUCGGCCCGGCGCUAUCUUCAAGUGCUAUUAUUGCCCCUUUUACGUCUCAUCGAAAAGAGAGCUCCUGCAGCACAUGUCCCUCCAUGGAGUGCCGGAGCCCGACUCUGCACAGUCGAAGCUGGCCUCCAAGUCAAACACUUCCAAGUCUGCCGAGGGAGAAACACGAGAGGUAACACGCCAGUAUCAUAAUGCAGACAUCAGCCUUACCAAACGGUACAAGUGUGUCGGUUGUCCGUACGUCAGCAACAGCAAGAGCCAGUUCCUGUACCACAAGCAGUUCCAUCGACCUCGUGGCGCUCUGUUCAAGUGUAGUUUCUGCUCGUACAACGUGAGCAGACGUCACUUGCUGCACCAGCACCUGAGGGUUCACGGCAUUCUCGUGCCCCCGCAGAAGUCCCCUGCCAAGUCGCCGCAGAGCCCCGACAAGGAUCAGCAGGACUUGAGCGAUGAAGUCGCAGACGAGAUAGAAGAGGUGUCGCUGGUGUCGCCGAGCAAAGUGCCACAAAAGCAGGCCCUGGACACCCGACGCUUGCCGCACAUACCGCUCGUGUGGGUGUCCCGGUCCGGCAAGUUCUUCAAAAUGUUCAAGUGCAGGUUUUGUCCCCAUGUUAACGUGCGCAAAAUAAACAUACAAGAACAUGAAAAGAUGCAUCGUGUGCGUAGGAGGAAUGCCAGCGCGGUUCAAGACAGUGUGAAGGAAGAUGGUUCCCACACGCCGCAAGUACAGCAGCACCGCUGUCCGGACUGCAACUACAGUUGCAACAAUGCCGGUGUCCUCUCGUCGCACUCCAAAGUGCACCAGGGCAUGCAAGGCCAGGUGCAUUGCUUGGUUGAUGCAACGAAGAGUGAUGCAGCGCAGCUACGAGAGCUGAACACAUCUCUCAUGGACUUUGUGUGCGCCACAUCUCAAGAAGACAAGGAACACAGGGAGGAACUAGCAAACUUGCAGUUCAACAUUCAGAACACUUUGGUGAAUGGUGAUUCGUUCGAUAAAAGUGAAGAGGAAGCCAAGCGAAUUUUGUAUUUCUGUUCCCAGUGCCCUGCAAGGUUCCUUUUCGAGAAAGAAUUGAACAUUCACGUAAGAUUUCACGAGAUUCGGUUGGCUCAUCGUUGUGAAUCAUGUUCGUACACUGCGAGGCAGCGACAUCACCUCCUGUCGCACCUCAAAGUUCAUUCUGAUGAAUAUCAGGAGAAAACAGAUACUUUGGUCACUAUGUACGAAACUUCAGAGCGACACACACGACCGCAAACGGACAAGAUUCCAGAUCAGUCCACAUCCUUAUGGGUUGUUGUGGACUCGCUAAAUGAUGUCAAUUUUGUCGAUGUCUCCAGUGUGAAUAGCAGUCAGGAUGGCAGUCGUGCAGAAACUGCAGGUACUCCAUCCGAGUCGAAGAACCCGACUCGACAGUUUGCCUGCGGCUUGUGCCCAGCCAAGUUUUUUAAAAGUGUAGCGUUAGAGUACCACAAGUCACUUCACGGGGGGACGGGACAGUACAAAUGCUCGCACUGUACGUAUGCAGUUAAAUCUCACGGCAACCUGGUAAAACACCAGACUGUGCACAAGUCGAUGCCUAAAGAAAUAACACCCGCUGCUAAGGAAUAUGCUUCUCCUAACCCAGUUCCCUUGUCUGGUACAGAUCUGUUCCAACAGAAAGAGGCUCAAAAGCAGAUAGCUUCGAAAGAAAACAUGAACAUCAGUAACAAUUACAAGAAGCAAGCUGCCGGGUAUGCAUCCUUGCCCUGUGAUCCACAGUUUGGCAUCCUGAUGCAUGGAAACCCAGACUUCAUCUAUCCUACGUACCUAAAAAAUGGCCGGCUCAAAGAAAAGAGGUACAAAUGCCACAAAUGUCCAUCAGCAUUUGAGAAACGAGAACAGUACAAGGUUCAUCUGUCCCUCCAUGGUUCUAAACAAAGAUAUAAAUGUGAGAAGUGUGAUUAUUCUGUGAAAUAUUACGCAAAUUACAUCCAACACAUGAAAAAGCACCAGACGAAUGACGAAGCACAAGCAGCUCGUAGAAAAGAGAAAGGGCUGGAGGAAACUGGCGAUACGAACAUUGAAGCAAGGGAAAUGCGUGAGGAGGCAGCAGUGUUUGAGAAGGCUGUCACACCAUUGAAAGCUCACGCUGGUAAAGUUAUCGGCUCGUCAGUGGACAAACAGGGUAACCUGACCGUAGCUGAACGACAGUAUCUUCUGCUCCAGCAGCACAGGCGGUUGAACAGCAACAGUUUGCGAGAAGACGAGCAGCGUAAAGUGUUCAUGUGUCCCCACUGCCCGUACUCGAGUCUGCGGCGAGAUGGUCUGGAGAGCCACAUCAAGCGACACAUGGCCGUCUCGGGCGUGUGCAGCUCGUAUGUGUGUUCGCAUUGCGACUAUACAGCCCUUCAGCUUCAUUUCCUGAGGGAGCAUAACAAAGUGCACUUUCUCUCUCCAAAAAAAUCGCGAGCAGAAGCGUACAUGAAGUGUGACUGUAUAGAACUGUGGGGUUGUGAGGUUCCAGUCACGCAUGAAACACCUGAAGUUGAAAAUGGUAAACUUUCGGAUAAAAAGUUGAUAUUUCGAGAUUGUGGGUCAGCUGCCAGCGAAGGUGAAAGAUUUUGCCCACGCCUGCCUCCGGACGUUCUUUGUGGGAAAGAAGAGUCCGACAGUGAGAAAAUAUAUCUGGAUUUCAAAACGUGGGGUCUUGUGCCGGAAGAAGAAAUUGAACCCGCGGACGGGAAGUCGAAGGAAUGUGUACACGAUGAGGCUAAGUCACAAAGCAGGGAGAAAAAUGUUGGCUGCCAACCACACAGCAGAGAAACGCAAACGCUGCCUUCACCUAUGAAAGGCAUGGGGGGAAAUGAAACGUCGGGGAAUCGUGAAAACCCCCAGAAGAGAAGAAAAUGUGAAGCAAUACUGUCUAACAAAAAGACUGGUAAAGUUCCUAAAUUAGGAGAUAAAAAAGUGUGUAAUUUUGGUGGUGAGUUUCACCAGAGUAACACAGAUAAAGAAGAGAAUGGAGCAGAAGCAGCCACACUGUCACAAAGUAAUUUUAUAUUGGCUGACGAAAGUAGUGUAGCUGUUAAAGCAAUGAAUAUAGUUCAUGGUAUCGUUGCAGCACCUGUAGAAGUACAAGUCAAUGACAUUGAGAACGAAAAUUCUUCCUCAUCAUCGUCAUCAUCCUCAUCUUCUUCAUCUUCCACAUCCUCCACUUCUUCAUCAUCCUCUUCCUCCUCUUCAUCUUCAUCCUCCUCAUCUUCUUCAAGCUUGACCUCAUCCUCAAACAGCAAUGGAAGUAAGUCUGAAUCAUCGAGUAGCUCUGACAUUAAGAAAACUGAUCAUGUAGACAUCAACAUUCUGAACCCCAAUCUUUCUGAAGACAGUGAAAGUGAGGAAGAUAAAUUGUAAAAACUUAUUCUUAGAUAAACUGUGUACUAACUUCACUGACUGCAUUUACAUUUUUUAAGAAUAUUGUGUAAUUAUAUAAUGUGUAUAUAUAUGUAAAACACUAUUUAAUUAAAAUUCCUGUUAUUGUUUGACAUGAAAAAGAUUUCAUCUGAAAAAAAGUUCAAGUAUUAUUAGCACAGUUAAAGUGGUUUCACACAAAUAUUUUUUUUAAGGACUUAUCCAACCUGUUUUGUAAUUAAUAUUGUUGGAUUACAUUUUUUAGGAAUAUAUUGACUUGUCAAACAUAAUAAGAUAGAUUUUCACAUUUUUUUGUUACCAUGAACUGUAUGAUAAUGCAUGCUUGCAUUUACACUUGGUUACUUGUGCAACAUUUGACUGUUACAAACAGUUAACUUAACCAUUUUCAGGUAAUGUAAAAAUUUGCUAUGCACAGAGUAAAAUUUGCUAUGCACCUGUUGUAAGCUCAUUGUUCAAAGAUUCAUUGAUCAAAAUUUUGUUACAGUAAUGUCUGUGUGUAACACUGCACUGAGUGAAAAUCUUUUAUUAUCCUACAGGUUGCAUUAUCUCUGAGAACAUACACUGUACAGAAGGAAAAAAAAAACUAGAAGUAAAUUACUGUAUUACUUGCAUACUGUAUAAA
Molecule: messenger RNA, 7493 nt
Organism: Bacillus rossius redtenbacheri
Lineage: Eukaryota; Metazoa; Arthropoda; Insecta; Phasmatodea; Bacillidae
Exons: 10
Coding region: 323-6853 (2176 amino acids)
Biological process (GO): regulation of transcription by RNA polymerase II
Cellular component (GO): chromosome
Molecular function (GO): chromatin insulator sequence binding
Source: RefSeq, a predicted model, not a curated record